CUCCCCCCUCGGGGAGCACAUGUAAAUUUUGCUAGAGUACUCCCUUCAAGGAUAGGAUCUAUAAAAAUAAAAGGUUUACGGUAAUUAACUCCAUGCGCGCGCGCGUUUGUAAUUGGCAUGCAGAUUUUGCGGCUAAAUUCGAGGUGUCUCGCCCCUAUAAAUUUGUUUCUCUGCCUCCCAUUUCCUGCAGGGGCCCAUCCCUGACUUCCCUCCAUACCCUCCGUUACAUUCCCCUAAUGCCGCCAUCGCACCUCGCCGCCACCGCGGCACAAUCCCCGGCCUCAUCGCGAGGUCGGCGUCCCCGCCAUGGCGGCGCGAUGAUAUCCGCCUCCUGCUGUCGCGCCGCGGCCCUCGCCUCCCUCCUCGCCGCCGCCGCGGCCACCGCGUUCCUCACCUUCUCGCUGCCAUUGUCCCCCAGCGUGUCCACCACCAAGCACACGGCAGAAUUAUUGUCCGCCGCGAGCUCCACGCCGCCGCCACCACAUCCAACAUUAGCUACGGCGUCACCUCCACCGCCGUCCCCGCCGCCUGCAGAACCAGCUACGUCCGCGGCGAGGCCCCGAAAACGAGAGGUAUGUACGUGCCCGCAUGCAGGUUGGGGAUUCAAAGUAACGGUGUUGUCUAUUUUCGUUCUGUGUCGUGGUGAUCAGCCGUCGUAUUGGAGGAUGGCGCCAGAGGAGGCGCUGAGGUACGCCAAGAAGGAGAUAAUGGCCGCCGAGCCGGUCGUCGCCGACGACCCCGACGACCUGUACGCGCCUCUCUUCAAGAACGUCUCCCAGUUCAAGAGGAGCUACCAACUGAUGGAACGGAUACUCAAAGUUUACAUUUACCAGGACGGUCGGCGGCCCAUCUUCCACACCCCUCCCCUCAGCGGCAUCUACGCGUCCGAGGGCUGGUUCAUGAAGCUCCUCGAGGAGAGCAGGCCGUUCGUCGUCGCCGACGCCGCCAAGGCGCACCUCUUCUACCUGCCCUACAGCUCGCAGAAUCUCAGGCUCUCGCUCUACGUGCCGGACUCGCAUAACCUGCGCCCCCUGGCCGUCUACCUCAGAGAUUUCGUCAAGGGCCUCGCCGCCAAGUACCCCUUCUGGAACCGCACCAGAGGCGCCGACCAUUUCCUCGUCGCCUGCCACGAUUGGGGACCAUACACGACCACGGCGCACCGCGACCUGUCCAGGAACAGCAUCAAGGCGCUGUGCAACGCUGACAGCUCGGAGGGGAUCUUCACGCCCGGGAAGGACGUGUCUCUCCCGGAGACGACCAUCAGGACGCCCAAGCGGCCGCUCCGGUACCUCGGUGGGCACCCCAUCUCCCGGCGGCACAUCCUCGCCUUCUUUGCCGGCAACGUGCACGGCAGGGUCAGGCCGGUCCUCCUCCAGCACUGGGGCAAGGGGCAGGACGAGGACAUGAGGGUGUACGCUCUCCUCCCCGGCAGGGUGUCCAGGACGAUGAACUACAUCGAGCACAUGAAGAAUAGCAGGUUCUGCCUUUGCCCCAUGGGGUACGAGGUGAACAGCCCCAGGAUCGUGGAGGCCCUGUACUACGAGUGCGUGCCGGUGAUCAUCGCCGACAACUUCGUCCUCCCCUUCAGCGACGUGUUCGACUGGAGCGCCUUCUCAGUGGUGGUGGCGGAGAAGGACAUACCGGACCUCAAGAGGAUACUGCAGGGGAUCUCGCUCCGGAAGUACGUGGCCAUGCACGACUGCGUCAAGCGGCUCCAAAGGCACUUCUUGUGGCACGCCAGGCCCCUCAGAGGAUUUCUGACGAGUCAGAGGUCAGGACCGAGAACAACGUACGACCAUGCUGAAGAGAUUAGCCGUGGAGAUGAGCGAGCUUGCGGCGAGCGCUAUGAAGGCAAGGAAGGACAGCCACACGGAGCUGGUGAUCUUCCUGUUGAAGGCGUCCUGGCUGAACCUCGACACCCACAGAUUGUUGCGCGACGCGGCAGCCGAGGACGCCGACAUGAGGAGAUACGCCAGGACCUGCAGCAGAGCCAGGAAGACGAUGAUGAGGCAAGAAAUGGAAGAGCAGCUCGAUUGUUGGGCGUGAACGUUUCGCUUGCCUGA
Messenger RNA from Triticum urartu, 2063 nucleotides. Lineage: Eukaryota; Viridiplantae; Streptophyta; Magnoliopsida; Poales; Poaceae. The record is from RefSeq and is a predicted model, not a curated record.